Molecule: messenger RNA, 1797 nt
Organism: Plasmodium malariae
Lineage: Eukaryota; Apicomplexa; Aconoidasida; Haemosporida; Plasmodiidae
Product: conserved Plasmodium protein, unknown function
Exons: 1
Coding region: 1-1797 (598 amino acids)
Source: RefSeq, a predicted model, not a curated record
AUGCAUAAGAAUAAAAAGACAAGUGUGAUAGUUAGUAAAAAACUCCAAGAAAAGGUUAUAGAGGGUAAGAAGUAUGAUAGUAAAAUACACAACGAUGUUAUGAAAUUAAUAAAUAAUGAAAUAGUUCUUGAUUAUAGUACUAAUCAAAAGGUAAAUAGUAAAUAUAUUUUAAACAAAUAUUUAAGCAUAAUAACCCGUCUGAUGAAAGAGAAUUUAAAUUUAAAAAAAAAAAUAGAAACGAUUAAGUUAGAAAAUGGUAGAAAAGACGAUACUAUAAUUAAAUAUGAAAAUGAAUUAAGAAAAAAAAAUGAUAUUAUCAACAAGUUACCAAAUAAAUUGGGAAUACAUAUGUUAAAUAAAAAUAUAAAUGUAUAUGAUAACGCUAAAACGGAUGAAGUUAAUACUACCUUUACAGAAUACAAUAACAUACAAAAAAUAGGAGAUGAUAAUACAGGCAAUAUAAUUAUAACAGAGAACAGUUCAACAGAUAAAGAGCUGAACCAAAACGAGGUUUCUUCACACAUUUACCUAAAUAAUAAUUUUGUAUGCGAAAAUAAAAUGGCGCAAAAUAAUCCCGUUAUUAAUCACAUUGGAAAUAACACUAUUAUACAAAAUGAGGUAAAUUUUUUAAAAAAAAAAGCAGAAAAGGAAAGUAGUCUAUUAAAAAGAGAGAAUUCGUUUGAAAAUAAGAUUGGAACUGCAUACAUUCAUGGUGAAAAAAUAAAUUAUAAUAAUAAAUAUACAGAUGUAAACAAACAUGAUGUUAUUAAUACACAAAAAAUGUAUGUAUUGAAUGAAAUGAAAACGUCAACAAAUACUAGUGAUACGGAGAACAUAUCAUUAGGGAACAAAAAAACAAAAAGAAAAGAAAAACCCAUGUUUGUGAACAACGGUUCAAGCUUUUUUCUAAAUAAAAUGAACACAUCAAAUUAUAAUGAUAAAUGCAUUGAAGAAUUUAAUUAUCUCUUAAACGUGGCCAAUACUGGUAAUGUUAGCAGCAUGGACAGGGUUAGCUUCGUUGACAAGGUUAGUAGCAUGGAUGGAGUUGGAAGCAUUGACAAGGUUAGCAGCAUGAACGGGGUUGGAAGCAUUGACAAGGUUAGCAGCAUGAACAGGGUUAGAAGCGUUGAUGAUAUUGAAUAUGAUCAACAAUUUGAAAAUAUUAGAAAAUUAGAAAAGUAUGUUAAGAAUUGUGAAGAAGAAUAUAAAAAUAUACUUUCCAAAAAUUCUUUUAUUGGUAAGCAAUCAAGUAGUUCCAACAUAGUUCAAAGAGAAUCGAAUGUAUCGAAACAUGUUAUAGAUGAGAAAAGAAAUCUUCUCAACAGUCUAGAAAUAUAUGAUAAUUUAUCAGAACCAAACAACAUAAAUGUUACAAGAAAUAGCUCUGAACAAGGAGAAAAAAAAAAAGAAAACGACAAAAGAAAUGGAAAUAAAAACGACGCACUAAUAAAUAGACAAAUUACUCAAGUUGAUUACAAAGAAGAGAAAAAACAGGGAGACGAAGGCGACUUUAAUAUAUGUCAUAGAAACAAGAAAAGUUUAUAUAUAAGCAUUUCGGACGAGACGGACAAGGACAAUAUAUAUACAAUCAAUAAAAGUAACCUUACAGUCCUAUAUAACAAAAACGACAAAAUACCAAAUAAUGAUCUUCAUGGUGAUAAUAAUUCCUGUGAUAAUUAUAAUUUAACACAUUUGAAUUCUUCCGAAAAAAGAAAUACAAACGAUCUGGAAGAUGAAAAUUAUGAAGAUCUAGAAAAUAUUAUGUCUACUAUAUUGAAACUUCGAAAAAAAGGAUAA